UCAAAAUGCUUUAAGCUUUCCCACUAUAAACAAAUAUUACCUGAAGUACUUUGUUUCGACCAAUCUCGAACUGCAAGCUUAAGCUGCGUUAGCAGUGCUGUAACCACAUCCGCGGGUUUAGCAACUCAGAAGACAAACGAAAAGUAUGAAAGUGUCGAAUAAAGCAAACAUCCUGCGCGAACAUUGUCAAGGUUGGCGAACGUCGCGUUCACAUGCUCCCUUCACUUCGGCUCGACCACGCAAAGCAGCAGCGCUGCGUGUCAUGGCGGCCUACCCCGCGGUGACCCAGUGGGUCGGUGCGCACCUGCCGGGGGGGCCGGUGGUGCGGGAGUGCUCCCUGGGGGGCAGCGGCUGGAGCAGCGCGUUCGUGGUGGAGACGCAGGGCGGCCAGCGCUACUUCGUGAAGACCUCCCAGGGCCGAGAUGAUGGCGGCUCCAUGUUCAGAGGGGAGGCGCUGGGGCUGCAGGCGCUGUACGGUGAGGAGAGAGGGCUGGACACCCACACGCUGAGAGUGCCCAAGGUCUUCCAUGUCGGCUCCCUGUCUGAAGACGGCAGCAGUACAGCUGAGGACAGCAGCAGCAGAGGCAGCAGCAGCAGCAGCAACAGCAGUGGUAGCAAGGGCAGAGGCGGUGCAGGCGGCUCCUUCAUUGUGAUGGAGUACCUGGACCUGAGAGGCGGCGGCGGCGGGGUGGAUAUGGCGGCACUGGGGCGGGGGCUGGCCCAGAUGCACCUGGCAACACCCACUGUGAGGGAGGGAGUGCGGGGGUACCUCGGCUUCAGGGAGCGAGGGUUUAUUUACCUGGACUUCAGGACCUCAGAUGACCCGGUUGCCGCAGCGGGUCAGUUCGGCUUCCCGACAGACAACACGCUGGGCGGCAGUCCGCAGCUGAACGGCUGGAGCGACGACUGGGUGGCGUUCUGGCGGGAGCGAAGGUUGCAGCCGCAGCUGAGGAUGACGGGCGACACCAAGCUGAUGCGGCUGGGUGAGCGGCUGUGCGACAACCUGCACUGCUUCUUCGAGGGAAUCGACGUGCGCCCCAGUGUGCUGCAUGGGGACCUGUGGAGCGGCAACAUCGGCUGCGUGGGCGGCCAGCCAGCCAUCUUCGACCCCGCCACCUACUUCGGGCACCAUGAGGCGGAGUUUGGCAUGAGCUGGUGUGCAGGUUUCACGCAGGAGUUCUACAUCGCCUACCACGAACUCAUCCCUCGAGCUCCCGGCUUCGAGCGACGCGCCGAGCUGUAUCGGCUGUACCACUACCUGAACCACCUGAACCUGUUCGGGGAGGGCUACUACUCGCAGUGUGCGUCUAUCCUGCAGCGACUCACGUCGUGAGGAGAUGUUGUUGAUGUUAAUGAUGCCGUCUUGAGGAGGGUUGCGGGAAUGGAGUGCUGGUUGCAGCUGGUAGGCUUCUUACUUAGGUGAGGCCUAGAGGUGAGGCCUAGAGAGAGCGUUGUGGUUGAAACAAGAUGAAAGUUCUUGGUAAAUCUUAAUCGGGUGUCGUGUGCAAGGUAGAGGGGACAGUGAGAAAAUGGAGAAAUUGGCAGUAUGUAGCUGGAGGAGAAGUAUCGGAUCCUUGUCCAAACAGCUGUGAAGGACGGUACACGUAGCGGUUGGUAUUUCUUCAAGGAUAUAAGGCGCCUUCAUCAUUGGUUACACUGGGUAGGAAGUGGCAAAACUUGCUCCGAAAUCCAACCGUUGUAACAUACGUACCCUCGA
Molecule: messenger RNA, 1717 nt
Organism: Astrephomene gubernaculifera
Lineage: Eukaryota; Viridiplantae; Chlorophyta; Chlorophyceae; Chlamydomonadales; Astrephomenaceae
Source: the annotation of a GenBank genome assembly